UUAUUCUCGGCUGUGAAGAGGUGGAAUUUCUCUCCACCAUUUCGAGAUCUCUCUUCACGCACCAAAUCGCUGGUCGUCCUUUGAAGUUGUCCUCGUUCUCGCUUCCAGACAGAUCAAAGGAUUAAUUUGAGUGCGCGGAGAAAGUGAAAUAAAUAUCCUUGCAGUGUCGCGUUAAUAGGCAGAGCAGGAAAGCUAAUCGCGAGCUAUUAUCGAAUCAGCUGUUGCAAUAAUUCAUAUGGACAUAAUGAUCUAAAAUUGUCCUAUAAUUUUCAACUAAAGUACGUUAUAUUUUGAUCGGGUGCCAAUAAGUCGCGAUCUGUAAGCGUCAAUUGGAUGUAUUUUGAGCAAAAGAGAAGCGCGAGAGAGAAGCAGAACGGGAGAUAAAAAAGAGGAAAAGUAUUUUGCAAAAAUAAACUUAUUAUAUACAUACUUCUGAGGCGCUUCUCUUUUUUUGUGAAAAAGCGGCGCAAACCUGUGUUGGGCUUUUGGGUGACGAUUGGGGAAGAAUCUCUCUGUUUUGGACCUUGAACUAUAGCGUCAUGAAGUGAUUCAUUGCGUAAGGCGAAGUGAAAAAGACGGAAGCACGCGCUGAAUUGCAACAAUGCCGUACUAUUCGGACUUGUCGUUCUACUACGGCGCGGGGCCGCCGCUCAUCAACCCCUACAUCAACCCGCCGCCCUAUGCCAGCUUCGCGGGCUACACGCGCGCUCUCACGGGCGGCUACGCGCCCAUCCUGCCGCCGCGCACCACCUACUCGUCCAGCAGGUACACGCCGAUUCUCUCCACCAUCUCCGAAGCGCCCUACGCGUCCUCGCGCCGCCCCACGGGGCUUUCCUCCCUAACCAGGAUCAAUUCUCCGAAGCUCUCGAUGCACAUCUCGCCCAAGUACACCGCGCCGCGCCCGAUUCCCAUCAAUACGGCUGAUAUCGACGUCUCGGCGUCACGGUACAAUCGCAAUUCGAUCAAGAAGAACAUCAUUUAUGGCUCUGAUUCAGCCUCUUCCGCCGCCAAGGAUCGUGCAGAAGCCGCGCAAAAUACCGACCAAUCGCCCUUUAUGCCGCGCUGCGAUCAAGAUGAUAAUUCCGAGAUCAAGAAGCCAAUUAAGAGGGAUCGCACAGUUGUUCGGAUAUCAACGAUGCGUGCCAAAAGUGGGCGAAAAUCGCCAAAGAUCGCUAAAGAGGAGACCCAAAAGCCAAGGCUAGCUGAAGUGCCACCGGCUACACCCACGGACCCACCAAUCAAGAAGACGUGGCGCGAUAAUUUUGGCGAUGAACUCUCGCCGAAGCCUAAAGAGCCGCCCAAGAAGUCCCCCGGCGAGCGGCUGCUCGAGCGUCAUCUGAUCAAGCACGAGCGCCAGGACAAGUCGCCGCCGCGACUGCCCGCCGCCCAGGCGGCGGAUUUCUUCACCUUCGACUGCAUCCCGCAGGGUGCGAGGCUUGAGGAGAGACGCCCGAGCUUCCACGACAUUUGCCAGGACAUCUCGUCGGACAAGCUGGAGUCGGUGGACGAUUUGAAUGCUGGGGAGUUGAGGCGGAAGGCCUCCCUAAUCAGGGAGCAGGAGGAGGUCAUAGCCGUGAAUAAGGUGACCAAGUCAGCUUCCGGAACUCUGCACUGCAUUCUCGAGAGGCAUUUAGACGACAACCAUGAGUCCAAACACAAGAACAAGAAAAUCAAGCACAAGAUCACCUGCUCUGUGGGUGUUGAUGAACCCAAACUCACAGACAGCGUGAAACCGAGGAUCGUGCAGGCGGAGGAGGAGGCACAGGAAGUGGAGAACUCCACCCCGAUCAAGGUGAAGAAGAAACUCACCGCCGUGGUGGAGCACAUUGAGGAUCACGUGGUGAAACUGCCCAAGAAAAAGACAAAGAAGCCAGUGGAGAAGAAGGCGGAACCGCAGGAGGACAUUUGGAGUGGCAUGAGGGAGACGGUGUACUGCAACAAGAGGCAGCAGGAGAUCAAGGAGCGUCGCGUUGAGAUGCUGAAAGCAUUCCAGGAGGAAGCUGAGCAGAGCCAGAUGGCUGAGAUAAUUCCCAGAGAGGCACCGCAGCCGGUGAUUGUGGAGAAGCGCUCGCUCACGAUUGAGAGUGAAGAGAAGAGUGCAUCUAUUUUAGCACCUGUUGACCGCGGUGAAAAUUCGGUGAAGGUUUCUAAACCAAGUCAAAGUGAAUCCUCAACUGACGCAAAAGUACACUCAUCGCCCAACAAUGGGGCCGUCGAUGCGGGGUGGGAGAGUGAGAUUGAGGCUGCGGCGAAGGCGCGAGGCGCAAGUGCGUCAAAGAAAGGAAAAACAUUGCCGAAGAAUCGUGAUAAUGCCCAAACAGUGACAUCUGUGGAUACUGUAAAAAUAAAGCAAGAAAAAGAAUGUGAAAAAUUAACGAUGCGGGCACCACUAAAAAUACCAAAUGGGCCAGCGGCCAAGUCACCUGAGCCAUCAUCGCAGCCAUCUCGCGAUCACACCAAGAGCACUGAUCGCGCGGAGAGGAACUCCACGCGGGACGUGCCAGGAGGCGCGAGUCCUGGGCAGCGGCCGGCAGCCAAGGCGGAGAGACGCGCGAGUGCCAAGAGCGCCGGCGAGAGUGCCGCGGCGGGCAAUGAGGAAGUUCCACGGGAAAAUUGUGCCGCGUCGCCUGCCGCAGAGGCCAAUACCUCAGAAGACGUGACGCCAACGGGGGAGGCGCGCUGUGCCUCAAUGGCAAAUGCAGCGAGCGCCCGCGAGAGCACAUUGAAUGAUCACGAAGAGAUCACCACAUGUAAAGACAAGGAGGUGAAUAUUUUUAAAUCGCAUUCUGGCAAGAUCUCAAAGUUCCCAACAUUCAGCAAUUUAAAUGAAUUAUCACUCGACCACGAUCAGUCGGAGAAAUCGAUGGCGAUUGAAGUUGAUGGUGCUCGAAAUUGCCUGGGAGCCGCAAAGCCAGUCGAAGUGCCAUCCGUGAGUGCGAAGGAAAGUGAUACGGGCCCCAAAAGUGAUGAGAAAGGCGAGAAGGCAGCCGACAUGCCGCCAGAGUCGCCCCAAGUGAAUGGCAGUGAGAAGCCACCCGUGAAGGUGGUGAAGAAAAAGAUAAUUAUAGUGAAGAAGGUGGUGAAGAAGAAUGGUGUGGUCGUGACUAAGAGAAUCGAGGGCAAGAAGGAGCCAGAGGUGGAGCCGGAGGCUGAGCCGGUGGAAGAGGUGAAGCCGCAAGAGAAGAAGGGUCACAGGAAGAAGACCGCGGAAAAGAAGGGCGGCUUCAAUCCGCAGAAAUGCAUGAAGUUCAGUCCGGAGCACAACAAGAAGAAGCUGUUCACGGUGGACGAGAAGGCCACGAAGGUGCUGUACGCCACCCCCAGACCGCUGCAGAAGAAGAAGAAGCAGCUGGACUACUACUCCAGCGACGAAUCCGAUCUGUCUAGCGGCAGCGACAGCGACGACAGCUCGCCCAGCUCCAGCUCGGGCGAUGAGUUCUUCGACUGCCCGUCGCCGCCGGACCACAAGCUCAAUCUCUACGCCAGCAAGGACGUGCGGAUGAGUACCUGCAGCAAUGACUCGGGCUUCGAGGGCGGAACAGCGCCGUCCAGCCCAAAGCAGAUGCUCGGCGCUCACGAAGCACGAGAUUCACCCAGCACGCCUCCGAGUCACAAUCCAGCAUUUAAAAUUGAUUCAACUCAUGAUUCCGAAGACUUAGAAACAUCCUACACAUAUGCACAGUUUCAACGCUCUGGACGAAUUACGGCUCCUGCCACGUCAAUUCCGCGCUUCCGGAAGUACGCCGUGGAGGACUUUCACUUUCUGGCUGUGCUGGGCAAAGGGAGCUUCGGCAAGGUGUUGCUGGCCGAGCUGCGGAACACAGAGUUCUACUACGCGGUGAAGUGUCUGAAGAAGGACGUGGUGCUGGAGGACGAUGACGUGGAGUGCACACUGAUCGAGCGGAAGGUCCUCGCGCUGGGCACAAAGCAUCCCUACUUGUGUCACCUCUUCUGCACAUUUCAAACCGAGAGUCACUUAUUCUUCGUGAUGGAGUACCUGAAUGGAGGUGAUCUGAUGUUUCACAUUCAGCAAAGUGGAAGAUUUCCCGAAGUGAGGGCGCGAUUUUACGCCGCGGAAAUCAUUUCCGGACUGAAAUUUCUCCACAAGAAAGGCAUCAUCUACAGAGACUUGAAGUUGGACAACGUUCUCUUGGAUUUCGAUGGACAUGUCCGGAUCGCGGAUUUUGGCAUGUGCAAAUUGCAGAUUUAUCUGGAUCGAACGGCUGAUAGUUUCUGCGGCACACCAGAUUACAUGGCACCCGAAAUCAUAAAGGGUCAGAAGUACAAUCAAGCUGUCGAUUGGUGGUCUUUCGGCGUUCUCCUGUAUGAGAUGCUCAUAGGCCAGUCACCAUUCAGCGGUUGCGAUGAAGAUGAGCUCUUCUGGUCAAUUUGCAACGAAGUUCCAUGGAUUCCGGGUUACAUAUCCAAAGAAGCCAACAACAUUCUCAAAGCUCUGUUAGAGAAAGAUGCCAGUAUCAGAUUAGGAUCAAAUUUCUGUCCCAUGGGUGACAUCACGUAUCAUCAGUUCUUCUUUCAAAUCAACUGGGAUAGACUGGAGAAGCGCGAACUGGAGCCACCAUUUAAGCCUCAAGUGCGGCAUCCACUGGACACACAAUACUUCGAUAAGACUUUCACCAAGGAACGCGUGAGGCUGACACCGAUCGACAAGGAGAUUCUGCAAUCGAUGGCCCAAGAUCAAUUCCAGGGAUUCUCGUACACUAAUCCAAAUGCAACACUCAAUUAGUCAUUUAGCGAGCUAUCCAAGAAUACUUUAUCAACAAAACAUUAAUUGCUAAGGUGGAGAAGGAAAUACAGUGGAAACUAUACUUCAUUUGUGAUCAGUAAUUUUAGACUUUAUGAUCCGGCGAGCUUCUUUUCUCGCUUCACAUUUUAUUGAAUAGCCACAGAGCGCCAAUCAUCCGGAAUAAGAAGGUUCUCGCUGUGGAGAGAAACCAUUUAAAAUAGACAAAUUUUCUAUUAUUCCCACAAUUAAACUUUUUUUCUCAACUGCUUGUAUCAUGUAGUGAUUAUAUUCUUUCUUAUUCUCCCCUCUUUGGUGCGCGGAGAAGUGAAUUAUGAUGAUGGCUUUUUGAAAAUGCACAAAACAACACCAUUUUUUUCUCUCUCUUCGCACUUGUGAAUGUAUUUGCCGAUGGUUGAAACAUCUCGCGAGAGAGGGAAGAAGAAGAGGUGAAUUUGAAAUCUAUUAAAGAGGCGAUGGAACAUGCAGAAGAAGAAGAUGAAAAAAAAGAUGGAAUAAUUAUAACCAUAAAAACCUUUUUGUACAAUUUCAAGCUCAAGUCUUGUAAGAAAACUUUUGGAACAAAAUGGAAAACACAAGCGAAGAGAUAAAGUAAAUAAAGUACAUUUUAAGUGAAAUAAAAGGUAAUGAAUUGUAAUUAGGCAUUAAGAGGCAAUAUGUGAAAUUAAUUGCUCUAUCGAAUUUCUUUUCAUUUUUCUUUUUUUUUUCGAGACUCUCAAUAACACUUUGCACACUCUUCUCAAUCUCUUUUGAUAUACCUGUGGCGAAGACGAUGGGGAAAAUUGACCGUGAAAAGACAGUUAGGAAUACAUAAAGACGUGCUCUUAUUUCCAGCGCAAUAACUUCACCAACGCGGGCAUUCGCAGUGUGUCUUGAAGUUCUUGCCAAAAUCGCACAAUUUCCAGAGAGUCAGAACAUUUGUGAGAAAAAUAUCAUUUACACAGCGAGUAGCACUAUUAAUUCCACACUCUUCUGUACACUUCCUCGAUUCACACGACAAUCUCUCUCUCUCGCUCUCUCUCACUGUGAUUUUACAAGCCCCCCUUUCUUUGGAUCGCAGUACCGGUCUGAAAAAUGUGUCUCUGAGAAGCAAAAAUAUCCACAUUAAAUCGUUCGUGCCUCAUAAAUUUUUCGUCUCACACGAAAUUAAUCACAUUAUUGUCAUGCAGAGGAACUGCAUUGUAUAUAUCCUCAAUGUAUUAAUCCGCUGUAUGCGAACAAAUGUGAUCAAAUUCACAAUUCCCGGCAACAUUUCACAACUUCUCUCUCUCCCUCUUUCUCUGGUGGUUAAUUCCCCCAUUCAAGAGCACACAUAUCUUGUUUGAGUUUCGCUAUCAAAUUGCAUUGUAAAUAAUUUAAUUGGAGAGCAGAAUUUAUUUAUCAGCGCCUGAUAACGCGCGUUCACCUUUGCUGCGGAUCAAUUUGUUGCGGAGCGUUUGUGAAUUACGAAAGUGAAGCGCCUCAAUCGCGUGCAAAUUGAUGGGCGAAAAAGAGCCACGAUGAUCUUCAACGUCAGGGCAAAGAAGGCCAAGAGAUGAAGAUGAACACUUUUGGCCAAUUCCUAUGCACAGAUCUCCUCAACAGAUAAUAUGCAGAGUGAUUCUGGCGCGUGUUCGCUGAGUAGGUCUUCUAAACAAAGUCGUAACUUUCUUCCACUUAAUCUGCAUAAUUUGCAUAUGCGCAAAAUGAAAGAAAAACAAGUAUUGUAAGAUAAACUAAAUUACCGAAAUUGUCUGUAUUUUUUCUAUGCUUUGUAAGUUAUCAGUAAGGCUAGAAUGUUAACCCCUUUAAGAAUUAGUGGGACGAAUAUAUUGAACAAUUCUCUGUCCCUGUUCCCCAUUUCCAAUCUUUUCCUCUCCUCUGGAAAGAUAUUUCAUUGGGUUUAUUCAAGACUUUCUGCACUUCUCAAACUCUUCUAGAAUUUAAAAAUAUUCUCGAUCGUCUUACGAAAUUGUGACACAA
Molecule: messenger RNA, 6724 nt
Organism: Phlebotomus argentipes
Lineage: Eukaryota; Metazoa; Arthropoda; Insecta; Diptera; Psychodidae
Exons: 10
Coding region: 602-4744 (1380 amino acids)
Biological process (GO): intracellular signal transduction; peptidyl-serine phosphorylation
Molecular function (GO): ATP binding; protein serine/threonine kinase activity
Source: RefSeq, a predicted model, not a curated record